AUGCCCAUUUCUCCAGCUGAAGCCUUUGAGGAACGUCACCUGCAGCGCGAUGAUGGAGAAAAAGUCAUUCCUCCAUCUCUGGCACUUGUUGCUGCGCUUGAAUCUGGAUACCGUUUUAAGCUAUCCUCUAUAGAAGAGGCCACUGAUUCCGCAAGGUAUCCUGGAUUUUUGACAAGGGACGAAUUUGUUUCGCUUUGUGAAAAAAAUCCUAACAAUUGUUUGGACGCAAGGAUGAUGGCGAAGCACGUUUCUGUGCUUGCACCGAAUGGGUUAUUCACUCGCGUUUCUCUUCAGGAGAUUGCCGCGAAGACAGGUUCAAGUCAGGAUGCACUGAGCGCUGACGAAAUUGAUGCGCUCUUUGACGUUCUAGACAGGGAAAACACCGGUUCUAUUCCUGCUGAAAGACUAAUGGAGGCCAUGUAUGGAGAUGAAGGGAGGGUGGCCUUGGGAAAACAGAGGAAAGAGUAUGCGGCUGCGAAGGCAGAAGAAGAAAGGCAACGUACUCUCAGGGAGGCGGCAGCGGCAGCGGCAGCGGCAGCUCCUAAAGAGUCUGUCCCUGCUGCUGCUGCGCCUAAAAAGGAGGAGCCCACAUCGCCACCGCCACCGCCACCGCCACAACAGAAAAAGAAGACUAUGUGUGGAUGCUGA
Trypanosoma cruzi is the source of this 648-nucleotide messenger RNA. Its product is annotated as I/6 autoantigen, putative. NCBI's taxonomy places the organism in Eukaryota, Euglenozoa, Kinetoplastea, Trypanosomatida, Trypanosomatidae. The record is from RefSeq and is a predicted model, not a curated record. Bases 1 to 648 code for a protein of 215 amino acids. The transcript has a single exon.